GCAGCAACAGCAUCAUCAUCAGCAGCAGCAGCAGCAGCAGAGCAGGGAUGCGCACACAACCAAACUAAAGGGAAUCUACAGUAGCUAAUCCCAGACUCACCUGUCAUUUACCAGCAUCUUCUGGACGAUGUCAUCUCCUACAUGAAUAGUGAAUACCGACUGAAGACGCCAUCUGCCUUAGAGGAUGCAUUUCUUCAGAGGGUCCACAUUGUGAGAAGCCAUCAUAUAGGUUGGAUAACAAUGAAGAUUUCCCAUUGCCUAUGGACCAACAGCCUAAAACUCAGCGUAACUCCAGUGACUGUACAACUGUCCAUGAAAUAACACAGAAGACCACUGCAUGUGCUAUGUCUAGAAGGGACUUGUGAUUAUUUAUUUCCAGUAAUGAGGCUAAUCACAACACGUUGGAGAAACAAAAAACUUAACUUCUCUACCAACUGAUAGUAAUUAGCUGCAGUAUGUCUAAAUACUCAGAUCUGCUCAACCUGUCCUAUUUGCUGGAACAGGAGAAGGAGUCUAUUAUGGCUGUGUUACAGAGAGAUGAAAACCUAAAGAAAGUAGAAGAUAAAAGAGUAAGAAAAUUGAAAAAUGAACUUCUGGAAAUAAAGAAGAAAGGUGCCAAAAAUCAUCGUCUGCGUCAGAAUAGUAAAAUCUGUGUUCGAUGUCAGAAGUCGUUGGGGUUAAUCUUCAAUCGAGGCGAUAUUUGCCCUAUAUGCCAGCUUCGUGUGUGCAAAACAUGUCGUGUGAUGGGUAAAGGUGCCUGGAAGUGUGUAGUAUGUACCAAGAUUGGGCAAAUAAGAAUAGCAACUGGGGAAUGGUUUUUUGAAGAACGAUCAAAGCGCUUUAAAACUUCUACUGUCCAGGGAAGUGAUGUGGUCAGGAAAUCUAUUCUGAGAAAGGUUCCAGUGUCCGCUAAAACAGAGGUUGAAAAACCCAGCAUUGACAUACAAGAAAAUACCCCAGUGCCUGCAGAAGCUUCUGAGAGCAGCGGGAAACUUACUCCUGACAAAAAAGCUGCUAAAGGAGAAGAUGGAAAAAGCAUUCGUUCAAAUUACGAUACCCAGAGUCUGCGGAGUAUUAGAUCAAUGCCUCGUACUAAUGGCACCCCUGACAAAAAAACUGGUCAGCAGCCUGGAAAAGGAGAAGAUGGCAAAAGUAUUGGUUCAAAUUAUGAUGCCCAGAGUGUGCGAAGUAUUAGAUCGAUGCCUCGUGCUGAUGGUCUUGAAAAAAGGGUUGGCAAACAGAAAAGAAGUGGAGAAGAUGGGAUAAGUAUUCAUUCAAAUUAUGAUACUCGGAGCUUGAGAAGUAUCACAUCGAUCCCACAGUCUGAAAGGAGAUCUAAACUGGACAUUUACAGUCUCCCUGAAGAUUCCCAAGAAGACUUUCUUUAUACCGGACAGGAUACUGUUGAGGGGAUUAGUCAAGCAAGCUUUCAGAUCGACUCUCGCCCCGAAUCCAAGCGCAGCUCACCAGCUUCUGUUCGUGGAAGUGUCCUUUCCUUGGACACCAGUGGUUUGGGAGGUAAAUCUACUGGCAGUAUAAACUCAGCACAAAGUGCCAAUCAAAGCAACAAUUCCAAGACCAGCACAAGUGCAAUAGUGCACCAAAGUUCCCCGACACCAAGCAAACGCAGCACAACUUCCAAACUCAGCAAUACACAUUCAGUAAUAAGUGGAAUGAAAACAAGUUCAAGUAUACCAGACAAUAUCGCAAAGGGUCAUCAAAGACAAGUUUCCGGCACUCACUCGUUAUCCAGAGUGUCGAUAACAUCUGAUCGCAGCCGAUCACAAUUGGACCUAAGUAUCCAUUCUCCAGAGGAAAAUGAGGAAACGGGAAGUAUAAGAAGCAGAUCUGUCCCGGGAGGAUUGAACACUGCCUUGGAACAUUUAGAUGAAAAUGAGGAGGAUUUCCCAGAGAUGGGCUCACACAGAGCAAUAAGUCUGAGGAGUGGAAUAUCUCAAACUGCCCAGCCAAUCUCUGACAGGAAGCGGACCCACUUAAAUGUCCCUGAUGGUGAUGCAGAUACCACAAGUCUUAAUAGCAUGACAAGUCUCUACAGUGAAACUGGGGACUAUGGUAAUGUGAAAGUCACAGGGGAAAUCAUACUCAAUCUUAAUUACAGCUAUAAGACAGGCGCUUUGAACAUCAUGGUAAAGAGCUGUAAGAAUCUAGCUGUGGCCGACGAGAAGAAGAACAAAACAGACCCCUAUGUGAAGGCAUAUCUUCUUCCCGACAAGUCACGACACAGUAAGCGGAAGACAAAAAUUAAGACCAACACCACAAAUCCUGAUUUUAAUGAACUUCUCAAGUAUGUAAUCAGUCACACACAGCUGGAAACCAGAACUUUGCAACUGUCUGUCUGGCAUAAUGACCGCUUUGGACGAAACAGUUUCUUGGGUGAAGUGAAUAUUCCACUUGACUCUUGGAAUUUUGAAAACCAAGAAGAUGAAUGUUUUACACUUCAACCCAAGAUGGAUAUGACAUCUGAUGUAACUCUGCAGUAUAAAGGAGAGAUUACAGUUGGCUUACACUAUAUUCCACCUGAGAAAAACUUGACUCUUCCUUUGGAACCAGUAACAACAGGAAAGAAAAGUUUUAGGAAGUCAAAGAAAGUUCCAAUGCCAACUGGAGGAAUACUUGAGGUGCUUGUGAAGGAAGCCAAAAAUCUAACUGCAGUGAAGUCAGGGGGGACUUCAGACACAUUUGUCAAAGGAUAUUUAUUACCUGAUAACAACAAAUCAACAAAGCACAAAACUUCCAUCAUCAAAAAGUCUGUAAAUCCUCAGUGGAACCAUACAUUCUCCUUCACCAAUCUCCAGCCCGAUGAUCUGCAAAAUGUGUGCUUAGAGCUUACAGUCUGGGACAAGGAAUCCUUAUCGAGCAACAUUUUCCUGGGUGGCGUCUCUUUGGGCUGUGGCAGCGGUACAAGUUAUGGAAACGAGGUUGACUGGAUGGAUGCUCAAGGUGAAGAACAGUAUUUGUGGCAAAAGAUGAUGGACAAUCCUGGAACCUCAGUUGAAGGAACCUUAAUGUUGAGAUCCUCCAUGGCAAAAUUCAAAAAUACAAGUCAGAAGUCAUAGAACUAUCAAGGCAGUCUAGCACAUGUAAUAAAUAGACUAUACCUUAUUACAUCACCAGUUUGUGAUUGUCUAAUCUCUGUUGCUUUGUAGGGAUUCAUUGCAAUCCCACCAUGGCUUGUGUUACUUUAACUAAAGGGAUCUUACUAUACUGUACAUCUGUGUUUAGGAUGAAUACGUAAUGCAUGUACUGUAAUGUAGACCCAAUUACAUUUUAUACAAAAUCUGUUUAACUGAAUUUAUAUACAGAAAUCAAAUACUUGCUAAUGUUCUUCAAAAUAAUCCUUAAAAUCCUAGUAACCUCAACUUUAUUAUAUGUUAUAUCAGAUUGUGUUUGUUACAUUUAUGUACUGUGGCCCUCAUUCUGAGUUGAUCGC
Pseudophryne corroboree (corroboree frog) is the source of this 3451-nucleotide messenger RNA. RefSeq names its product synaptotagmin like 5 (gene SYTL5). The transcript has 22 exons. Gene Ontology annotation, biological process: intracellular protein transport; exocytosis. The record is from RefSeq and is a predicted model, not a curated record. Gene Ontology annotation, molecular function: phospholipid binding; neurexin family protein binding; small GTPase binding. NCBI's taxonomy places the organism in Eukaryota, Metazoa, Chordata, Amphibia, Anura, Myobatrachidae. Gene Ontology annotation, cellular component: plasma membrane; exocytic vesicle. The coding region runs from base 456 to 3077 and encodes 873 amino acids.